AUGUUUGUCCCCCUGCCGGUCCCCUUCGUCUUUCAGAGAACAGCGUCCGACUUCAGCGCCUGGAGACUCAAGUCCUCGCUGGCUCAGCGGUCCAGCCCCGAUAUCAGGAUGUCUAAAGCAGCAGAGGAGGAGAAACCUGGGGCUGACUAUCCAGGGGAUAGCUCAGACUCUGACAGAAACAGCCCCGAUGACCAGGUCCAACCGAUGAAAACCAGCCCCUACAGCCUCUCUCCCACACCGGCUGGCAGCAAGGGAAAGACAGAGGAGAGCUCUGAGAUGAUCCAUAGUGCCCUUCCUCCUGCUCCUACUUCACAACAGCAGCAACAGCAGCAACAGCAGCAACAGACCCAACACCACCACACACAGAUGAUGCUGGCUGGCAGUCAGCUAGCAGGACUUGCCGCUCUCCUCCCAGCCCAGCAGCAACUGCUCCUCCAACAGGCUCAAGCUCAGCUCCUGGCAGCAGCCGUUCAGCAGUCCAACGCUGCCCACGCCGCUCACGCUGCCGCGCAGCAACAGGCCAACCAGCAACAGCAGCAGCAGAACCAAUCACAAUCUCAGCAGCAGCAGCAACAGCCAACCAAACAGGAGCAAACUGUCCAAGCCCAGCAUCCACAGCUGGCUCUGUCGCAGCCAAUCCAGCUCACGGCCCAGGACAUCCAGCAGCUUCUGCAGCUCCAGCAGCUGGUUUUGAUGCCAGGUCAUCCUCUCCAGUCUCCUGCCCAGUUCCUCCUGUCUCAGCCCACACAGGCACAGCAGCAACAGCAGGCUUUGCUCUCGACACAAAAUCUGAUCCAGCUACCUCAGCCAAGCCCAGGAGGACUUCUGACAACCCCACCUCGCCUGGGACUCCAAGCACAGAGGGAGAAGAGCAGCGAUGUCGUUGGUGGAAGCAGCAGCGGAGGCGGCUCCAUAGUUACCACCGUCGGCAGCGGCGUUGGCGUCGUGACGUCUGUAGGAGCCUCAGCGUCAGGCAGCUCCAUGGCUUCCUCGUUGUCCUCCGGAUUGACUCCUGGAAGUCACGGGGGUCAUACGGGUCACGGGGGUCACCUGGGGGAAGAGCCCAGCGACCUGGAGGAGCUGGAACAGUUUGCCCGCACUUUCAAACAACGGCGCAUCAAGUUGGGAUUCACCCAGGGAGACGUCGGCGUGGCGAUGGGCAAACUGUACGGUAACGACUUCAGCCAGACCACCAUCUCCCGCUUUGAAGCCCUCAACCUGAGCUUUAAAAACAUGUGCAAGCUGAAGCCACUGCUCGAGAAGUGGCUGAAUGAUGCAGAAACCAUGGCAGUAGACAACAUGCUCCCCAGCCCCUCCUCUCUCUCCUCCCCCUUGUUGGGUAUGGAGGGUCUACCCGGCCGACGCAGGAAGAAACGCACCAGCAUCGAGACCAACGUCCGUGUGGCACUAGAGCGCAACUUCUGCUCGAACCAGAAGCCUACCUCGGAGGAGAUCCUGCUGAUGGCGGAACAGCUCAACAUGGAGAAGGAGGUGAUUCGCGUUUGGUUCUGCAACCGCCGGCAGAAAGAGAAACGCAUCAACCCCUCCAGCAGCACCACCCCUCCCCUGCCCAGCCAGACCUCGCCUGUUGUGACGCACAAAGCCUCUUGCUACAGCCCGCACAUGAUAUCGACUCAUGGUCUGUCCCAGGUCACCACCAGCCUCAGCACAACAGCCGCAAGUUUGUCACCUUCAGCAUCCUGCCCCAUGACUCCGAUCAGCUCGGCCGCUAUAGGCUCCAUCUCUUCUUCUGUGAACACGCCCCCUCAUAGCACAGCCAGCCCCGUCCCCGCCAGCCUCGGCACCCAUGGGCUCAACACUGGGAACACAAUGAUGGGAGUAAGCACAGGGAUGAACCAGGCCCUCAUUGGCAGCAAUCCCCUGGCUACCAUGCAAGCUCUAGCAGCCAGUGGCAGUCAGCUGUCCAUCUCCGGCCUCGAUGCGGGAGCAGGUCACAUACUUCUGGGUGGACCCGGGGGCCGUUCUUCCCUGUUCCUCAACCGCCCCACCCUCCUCCCCAUGGUGACAGGCUCCAUGGCAACAGCCUCCACGCCUGCAAUGGGACUGGUCAGCAGCAGCAUGUGUGGUCCGAGGCUGUCCCUAACCCAAUCUCCGCCCGCCGGUGCCAGCCACCUUGUGAGCCCGACUUCGUGCCACGAGGAGUCCGCCUCUCCUUGUUCAAGUCCCGCCUCUUUCUGUUCCUUCAGCGAAGCCUCACCUCCGCCCCUGGGAGGGGCCAUGGCCGAGUGA
This is a messenger RNA of Scomber scombrus (Atlantic mackerel), 2250 nucleotides long. RefSeq names its product POU class 2 homeobox 2a (gene pou2f2a). Gene Ontology annotation, cellular component: nucleus. Gene Ontology annotation, molecular function: DNA-binding transcription factor activity, RNA polymerase II-specific; RNA polymerase II cis-regulatory region sequence-specific DNA binding. The record is from RefSeq and is a predicted model, not a curated record. Lineage: Eukaryota; Metazoa; Chordata; Actinopteri; Scombriformes; Scombridae. The transcript has 16 exons. Gene Ontology annotation, biological process: regulation of transcription by RNA polymerase II. Bases 1 to 2250 code for a protein of 749 amino acids.